Melitaea cinxia (Glanville fritillary) is the source of this 4916-nucleotide messenger RNA. RefSeq lists its product as uncharacterized. The record is from RefSeq and is a predicted model, not a curated record. Lineage: Eukaryota; Metazoa; Arthropoda; Insecta; Lepidoptera; Nymphalidae. Gene Ontology annotation, biological process: signal transduction. Bases 1 to 4860 code for a protein of 1619 amino acids. Gene Ontology annotation, cellular component: cytoskeleton. The transcript has 13 exons. Gene Ontology annotation, molecular function: protein binding.
AUGAAUAACAAUAAAAUCAAAAAUCCAGACAUAGAUAUCAAAGUGAAGCGUGAAGCAGCCAUAUUACAAUUCGCGGCCGGCGUGUGCACCGCAAACUUUUUGUUUUUUUCCAGUCACGUCACAAGAACAGCGAGCUGGCUACCUCCAGUCGAGAACUGGCCAGUGAAGGAAGGUGACAGCCCACAGGAGGACGAUUUGCCAUAUGGCUGGGAGCAGGCACUGGAUAGCCGGGGGAAGAGUUACUACAUUAAUCAUGUAAACAAGACCACAACAUACGUGGCUCCAGAAGGCUUGUCAUGCGAGUCGCCGCCAGCUCCUCGUGACGUGGUACUGGAAAGAGAUCCCGAACUUGGGUUUGGGUUCGUCGCUGGCUCAGAAAAACCGGUUCUUGUUCGAUUCGUCACGGAUAACUCGCCGAGUGUUGGGAAGCUUGAACCUGGAGAUCAGAUCUUAGGCGUCAAUGGAGAAGACGUCAGUACCGCUGCGCGUGAGCACGUCAUUUCCGCAGUACGCGCAUGCACAGAACGCGUCACGUUACGAGUAUGCCAACCCGCCAGGAGUGGGAACUUGGCGAGGAGAUCCGCGUUCUUAUCAGCCGCUAAACGAGCCAAGCUAAGGGCUAGACCUCCGAGGGUCAGAUUUGCGGAUUCUGUUCAGCUAAAUGGAGCACCUAUGUAUCCUCCGUCUGCAUUUUCACUCGGCGAUCUCUGUCUACCGCCGAUGGCGAAUGUCCUCAAGGUCUUUCUAGAGAACGGUCAAACUAAAUCCUUCAAAUAUGACACGACCACGACCGUUGCGGACGUGGUCACCAGUUUGAAGGACAAGCUUUGUAUCAUCGCUGAAGAACAUUUCAGUCUAGUUGUCGAACAUGUCAAGAGUUUGAGGAGAAAUAAGCUGACCUUACUGGAUCCCAAGGAGUCUUUGGCCAGGAUCGCAGCACGACCUGGCUCACACAAGAUGCGCUGUUUAUUCCGUGUCGUAUUCAUGCCUUCUUCAGCGGCUGAACUCGCUCAACGUGAUUUAGCAGCGCUGGACUACUUGUACCUACAGUGCUGCAACGAUGUAGCUCAAGAUCGCUUCGCUCCAGAACUGCAGCCGGAUGUAGCGCUGCGGCUUGCUGCGUUGCACAUACAUCAGCAUGCGUUGGCUCACAACCUGUCACCGGCUAAGCUCACUGUGAAGGCUGUUGAGAGAGAAUUCGGCUUAGAAAGAUUCGUACCGAGCAGUUUGCUGGAAAGUAUGAAGCGCAAAGAGUUGCGGCGACUUGUGGCACAUUUCCUUAAACUGAACGCGCAGAUGACAGGUAGCCAGCGACAUCUCACACAAUUGCAGGCGAAGCUUCAUUACCUUGAUACCGUGGCUGGACUACCAAGCUACGGAGCAAAGUGCUUCAGCAGCAGUCGACCGGAGCGUGUUUUGUUGGUAUCUCCUCGGUUUGGACUUAGUCAGAUAGUGGGCAGAAGUAAUUCUGUGCCGCAGUCCAUCGCAUCUCUAGAGGAGGUGGAGGGCGUGCGGGUGAAGAGCGAGUGGUCGGGCAGCGCGGACGUGGCGGUGUUCCUGCGGCGCGACCGCGUGCUGGCGCUGCUCAUGGACGAGCGCGACGCCGCCGAGAUGCCGCUCGUCAUCGCCGGUUACUACCGCCUUGCGACAGGGCAGGAACUGAACAUUGAACUCGAGCGAGAACCGAUUACUGAAGAUAUUGCUCCACCGUACUUGUCACAGCACAACGUAGUACCAGCGAAAUGGAGCUACUUGCACUAUGACGAUCCCUUACUAAUUGCUAAGAAGCACUUCGCCAUAUUCAGUAUGCCGCCGCCUUAUCAUUCCACUCCAGAUCAGUCUAAGACUAGCCUGGAUACGAAUAUGAACACCAGUAUAGCGAACAGGAACCACAGUAAUAGUUCCAGUCCUGUAGUUGGGUAUGGACAGAAACAAGGUGUUGUUAGUCAAGAUGUUAACUUUGAAAAGUGUAAGAAAAACGAAAAUUUUCGACUUUUCGAUCCAAACGAUGCUUGCUAUCUGGACGAUGGUAUGGGCUUUGAUCUACAAAGCGUCCUAUCAAUGGAACUGCUCGAAAAUGCAAGCAAUCCACGUAUCGUUGAAGCGAAGAACGAAGAGGUACUAAGAAGAGUUGCAGAAAUGCAAAAAUUAGUUGAGAAUUCUGAACAGUAUUUGACUGAAAAUUGUGAUGUUUAUAAUGAUAUUGAUUAUAAUGGUGUGCUUAGAGAUGAACUAGUCGGUAAAGAAUCGUGUGUAGAUAAUUUAGAAAGUGAUACUGAAUCUAUUAAUAGUAGAAUGUCAGCUGCAGAUGAUGCACCGGGUAUUCUAAAGCAUAGUGAUUCUCUGUUACUCUUAACUGAAACAAUAAAUCAGGGACUAAAUGGUUUAUCUGUAGCUGAAACCGAAAAAGAGUAUAGCGGAAAUGAUUUGACGAAGCGAGAAUCUCAAGGACUCAGUGCAAUCCUUAAUAACUGUGGCCUCACCGACGCUUUACUAGCUCUUAAUAAUGACGUUGCAUAUUCCGAGAGUGAUAAUGAUUCUUCAUAUACACCUACAAGUAGUCCCAUAAGAAAACAUCAAACUAAAGCUACUAAUAAAAUAGUAAGAACCAGCUUUGGUCUGCAUAGUCCUGAUGCUACUUUAGAUACUAAAGAAUCAAAUUUAAAAGAAUAUUUAAAGCAGCUAAGAGAAAAGAGUAAUAGAGAAGAAACCGCUGCUGAGUUCCCGUUUUAUUAUCAGGGAAAUAUAGUAGAAAACGACCCAGAGCUUAUAGAUUUAACAUUGAUACCUCCACCACAAACUCCCGAUGAGUUAGACUGUGCUACACAAGUGCCUCAAAUUUUACCAGUUGUACCACCUUCUUUUGCCGAUGAUAAGGAUACAGAAGAAGAGAACGUGCCCAAAAGCUGUGAACUAGAAGAAUUCAUAGCAAAUGUGACUAUUCAACCACCUACCGUCAAAAUAACACCAGCGAUAGAACUGACUCCAGAAGAAAUCAUGUCAUAUAUUAUUCCUCCACCACCAGGAUCGAAUUCAUCGACUUUAGAUAGAGAUCAAGUUAGUUAUGUUAACCAAAGUGUAUGUGAAACGAAAAACGAACACAAUACAACCCCUAUCGACGUAAAACCGUCAAAUGGCGACGUCACAAGAGGAAUACUCAGUGUUAGUGAAAUCAGGAGCAUGUUUGCGGCAAAAGGUUUAAGCGACGCCAGAAAUAGUUUGUUAUUAAAAGACAAAAAUAAAUGUCAGACUAAAUCCGAUUCGCCGAAGAGUAAAAGAAAAAGCUUUUCAGGCGAAAAACAAGCAAAUGGAAACGCACACGUUAUAGAGUACCCAACUGUCGAGCGGAAAGGUAUGUUCUCGUGUUGUAGUAAGGAUAAAAAUAAAAGCGACGAUAGCAAUGACGAAACCGAAAAAAUCGAAGGUCACAUACAAAACUCCGAUUCCAUGCCCGACGUCUGUGAAAUUCGACCGCCUCCCCGAAGAAAAAGCACUGAAAUCAAGAAACCACCCGAACGUCCUCCUAAAACGCCCCCCGUCCCGGCACCUCGACCCAGGUCGAAUUCCUUCACGUGCCCUAAUAAUGAAUUAAGUGCUGUCGAAAUCACGAACAACCAUUUUAGUACUUUGAAUAAUAGAAAAUUAAAUUACAAGGUUGUGUGUGAAAUAAAUGAGGGUAUCCACAAACCUCCUCAGCUACCACCAAGAACGGAAAGCAAAGUUCUUCCUCCUCCACCACCUAUAUUGUUACCACCUAAGAAACCUCCACUGCCCCCGGUUCCAAGUAUCGAAGUCUUGCGUAUGAAAAAUGCUCAAAAACUGUCGCCUAUGCGUGCCACCGAGCGGCUGGCCAGUAUCGGAUCACCGCACUUCCAAAGAAACCUUAACACUUACCGUAACCUCGAAAACGAAAGCAGAUUAACAGACGACGAAUCACAGAGCACGAAAUCAGCACAAAACUACAGUUCAAUGACGUUGCAAAAUCGACACGUGCGCUCUCACUCCGAAACUAAAAACACGAUAUUGAAGAAUAAAGAUAUGUCCACAGCCUUAUCGCUAUGCUCACCACAGAUGAAUCGACGCUUCAGUAACAGGCCUGAUUUAUUAAACGGUGCGCCAGUUCAUGACAAAAUGUUCAGUCCUCCUUUAUGCGAAAGAAAGGCAAUGAGGAGGGACAGUGCGAGUCCCACAGGGAAAGUCCAGAACCAUGUCAGAUUCAAAGAGGAUGUAAUUGACGAUAUUCCCACUCCUCCUUCACCCCCUACGGUGAAGUUUCCGGAGUUCCAAGCGAAUAAUGGGCAUGUGUCAAUCGAGAACCUGCUAUGCAAGACAGAGGUAGCUGUUGACGGCUUGCUCCAGAGGCUGCACCAGGUCGCUCAGAAGUGUUCGCAUCAACACGCGCACGGUGGAGGGGAGGAUAUCGAUGAAGUUAAGUUCCAGCGCGCCCGCACCGAGCUGACGUCGUGCGCCGUGUCGCUGGUGGGCGCGUCCCGCACGCUGGUGGGCGCGCUGGGCGCCGCCCGCGCCGGCCCGCCCGCCCUCGCCGCCCCGCCCGCCCUCGCCGACUGCCUCGCGCCGCUGCGUCGCCUGGCCGACCUGGCACAGGCACUUGGAAGACAUACAUCAUCUCCUCUUCAAACCAGAAAUUUGGUCCUUCGAGUGCAUGAUGUCACAGCAGCCUUCAAAGACUUAGCUGGCGCUGAAAUGGCGCAAAUUAUCCACGACCACAACACAAAAGUUAACCAAAACCAAGGUCAGGACACGAGUUCAACUCUGGAAGGUCAACUAGCGUUAAGAGCUGAAUGCCUUGCUAAUGUACUGGCGACACUACUCAGGAGUCUUCGAGUAUUCUCUCCAUAAGAUACAUUAAAUGUUUAUAUCGUCUGAAUAUAUUUAUGACGAUAAAAAUCGACGCA